Molecule: messenger RNA, 1014 nt
Organism: Naegleria fowleri
Lineage: Eukaryota; Heterolobosea; Eutetramitea; Acrasida; Naegleriidae
Exons: 1
Coding region: 1-1014 (337 amino acids)
Source: RefSeq, a predicted model, not a curated record
AUGCAAGCUGCUUCUGAAAUUACAACUUUCAAGUCAUCGGGAAGAGAGGUUGGGUUAGAGGCUGAAAUACUGAAACUGAAAAGUGAAAUUGAUUCUCAUAAGAAUAAGAUUGAUAGUUUGACUUUCCAACUCAAACAGGCUGAGACAGUACACCAAGAACAACUUUCUCUCAAAACAAAUGCUUACAACAAGUUAGAAAGAGAACAUGAUUUACUCAAAAAGAAAUUCCAAGAUCUCACAGUUCAAACCAACAAUUAUAUGGAUGUCAUUAAUAACCAGAAAAAGACCAUUUCCGAACUCACUGUGAAAUCUGAGAAAGUCUCUCAAUUCGAGAAACAAAUUGAGGAAUAUCAACGAGAACUAACUUCACUAAAGGAAAUGAGAAUGAAACAAGGCAAUGAAGAGUUCAAACAGGUCACCAUUCAAAAUGACUUUUAUCUCAAGAGAGUGAAACAACUUGAACAACAAGCUCUUCAGACUGAACAACAAAUUCAAACACUGAGAGAACAAUACAACCAAAAGAUUAAGGAAAUUCAAGACAAGUACGAUCAAGCAUCAGAAGCCUCCGAAAUUCAACUCAAAGUCAUCAAGACUCUCAAGGACAGUGUGAACAAUGAGAAACACAAGAACAAACAACUCGAACAAAUUUGUUUGGAUCUGAAAUCAGAAAUUGACUCUCUCAAGCAACAACUCGAACACUCCAACAACAAAUCAUCAUCCGCAAACAACAACAACAACAAGAAAUCUACGAUUGAUGUCGGAGAUCGUGUUCAAUUCUUCCCAGUCAAAUACAAGAACAUGACAUUGUGGCAAGCCAACUCUCCACAUCACAAGUACUUUUUAUCACCUGAAACCGUGGAUGCUCUCAAAUCUUACUAUCAAGAAAAUUUUCAAAAUCAACACACCCUCAUUGUGAAUGUGAUUGAGGUGACUCCUGUGAAAUCCAUGAAUGAAGAUGAAAAUCCUUUUGGUCUCGAUUUUGCUCAUUCUCUCAUCACUGGCUACAUUAUGUAA